CAGAGUCCUGCAUUUAGCCCUGCCUCUUAACUCUUUUUUGGAUUCAGCCUAGGUGGGGUUUUUACUCCUCUCAUCCAGCUCCUCGGCCUGACAGGACAUAUCCCCUACCGUCCCUUCUUUGGAAACUGGUUGCUUCCUUCCCUCAAGGGCACACGAUGUCAUUGCCUUUUUAUCAGAAGUCCCACCAGCACUAUGAUCUCAGCUACCGCAAUAAAGACCUUCGCACCACCAUGAGCCAGUACCAGCAGGAGAAGAAGAGAUCUGCUAUCUACACCCAUGGCUCCACCGCCUACAGUAGCCGCUCCUCUGCUGCACACCGCCAGGAGUCAGAGGCCUUUAGUCAGGCAUCCACCUCCUCCCACCAGCAGCAGGCCUCUCAGACCUACAGUCUUGGGACCGCCCAGCACUCCUUCGGGUCUGAAGUCAGUAGGAAGGGGACCUCAGCCUAUGAUUAUGGCUACUCACAUGGACUCACAGAUUCCCAUCUGCUGUUAGAAGAUUAUUCAUCCAAGUUGAGCCCCAAAGCAAAGAGAGCCAAGCACAGCCUUCUGUCUGGGGAGGAGAAAGAAAAUCUGCCAAGCGACUAUAUGGUGCCUAUUUAUUCUGGACGUCAAGUGCAUGUCAGUGGAAUUACAGAUACAGAAGAAGAGAGAAUUAAAGAAGCUGCUGCUUACAUAGCUCAGAGGAGUCUUCUUGCUAGUGAGGAAGGAAUCACAACCUCCAAACAGUCCACAGCAUCCAAACAGUCCACAGCAUCCAAACAGUUCAAGGUAUCCAAACAGGCCACGUCCACCCUUCAACAAGAGGAAACUUUUGAAAAGAAGUCGAGGAAAGUCGCAAUUCGAGAAAAGGCAGAGCAGUUGUCACUGAGAAAAACAUUAGAAGAAACACAGGCAUAUCAUGGAAAGCUAAAUGAAGAUCAUCUUCUCCAUGCUCCUGAGUUUAUCAUUAAGCCUCGUUCCCACACAGUCUGGGAGAAAGAGAAUGUAACAUUGCACUGCUCCGUAUCAGGCUGGCCAGAGCCUCGUCUCACAUGGUAGGUCUUCUUCAUGAAACUAACAGACUUGAUU
This is a messenger RNA of Castor canadensis (American beaver), 1070 nucleotides long. Lineage: Eukaryota; Metazoa; Chordata; Mammalia; Rodentia; Castoridae. The record is from RefSeq and is a predicted model, not a curated record.